Molecule: messenger RNA, 687 nt
Organism: Striga hermonthica
Lineage: Eukaryota; Viridiplantae; Streptophyta; Magnoliopsida; Lamiales; Orobanchaceae
Source: the annotation of a GenBank genome assembly
AUGGCUGCAUUUUUCGGUGAUGAACAGGAACCUGAUGCCAUGUGGGUGAGGGUUUUGUUGUUCCCAAGGCGCGCAAACAAAGGCGAGCAACGACUGAUUCUGAUGGCGAACGUGAUGGCGUCGAUCAUUUCUUGGGCGGGUAGUUCGAGGGCUGCAGAGGGCCCCCGAUUGGCCGUGGCUAUAGCGGUGCUGAAAGUAUUACCGGAGAAGUCGUCUCCGAUCAGACGAUUGCCAAAAGAAAGCGCACCAAGCGGCCGAGGCCCUCGUCGUCAUCGUCCCCUUCGUCAAGCGGUGAUAACCGGAACUAUUCAUCUCCGGCGUCCUCCACGACAAGCGCCGAGGACGAGGACAUGGCCAAUUGUCUCAUCCUUCUGGCGCGAGGCGGUGAAAAUUCACGAGUGCUCCAUCUGCGGAUCUGAGUUCGGGUCGGGGCAGGCGCUGGGCGGCCACAUGAGGAAGCACAGGGCCGCGAGCAACAACGGCAACGCUAACAAAAGCGUCGGUGACUGCGAGUCAUCUGUCGAUGAAGUUGGCGGGAGAGCAGGGAACGUGGCGGCUGUGGAUUUCGAUCUCAAUCUGCCGGCGCCGGAGGAGGAGGAGGACCACGGUGGGGCGGAUUUCGACGGCCGAUUUCAGCGUCCCCGUCUCGUGUUUUCUGCGGCGGCGCUGGUGGGGUGCCAUUACUGA